Molecule: messenger RNA, 1741 nt
Organism: Podospora pseudocomata
Lineage: Eukaryota; Fungi; Ascomycota; Sordariomycetes; Sordariales; Podosporaceae
Exons: 4
Coding region: 1088-1615 (175 amino acids)
Source: RefSeq, a predicted model, not a curated record
AUGUAAUUAUAGUUAAUUCCUUAUGUUGAUGUGGUAUAAUUGAGGAUGGUUUGUUAGGGUGUGGUGGGAGGUGGGUCACUCGCUGAUAUGGGUCACUCGCUGAUAAUGUACGUUAAUGGAGAAGGAACAGGUCCGUUGAAUGGGGACGGAGUCACAUAUACACAGGUACUCAGGAAGCCACCGUGUCGGUAUCCCCAAACUUAACACUCCUCUCUAGUAUCCAUCAACCUACACUGGGCCCAUGGUCCCAUACAUGAAGUAAUUUAAAUGUACUAUUCAUUGAUGGAGGAUAGGUCCACCUACCCAAAAAUGCUCCCAUGCCAGAUUGACCACUAGUCCAUGAUGAGCAACCUCAUUGUACGAAGAUUCGAAAUGAAGAAACAACGUUUCUCGCGAAUCCAUUGCGUAAAAGCGACAUUAUAAAAAAACAGAAUGGACCAAUGCUCAAAGACAACGGGUGAGUCUUGUUUGCCAACACACGACACCAACUGAUGGGCCAGGGGAGCGCAUGAAUGGAAGGUCUGGGGAUCAGAGUUGAUCUCGACCAGGCGGGCAUUUGGACUAUUGAUUCUUCUCAAAUUGCUAACUACCUGGCUGUGCCGGACAUGGCUCACUUCCUCACAAUCCUCUACAACAGCACUAAGGAUAAUCCCCAGCCUGGGCAUUUAUCCGAAACCAUGGACCACAACAACGUGGCGCCUUCUACCGAAGGCUUGUUCCCAUCCCAAGAAAGGCUUAAUUCAAGUGGGAUGGAGAUUGGUUUUACCCCCUCCAGGCUGAUUACGCCGCAUUACCCCACGAUAAUAUAUGGACAUGGGAGGCGACGCCUGACCGGCCGGGGGAUUGGUGCAUCUCGUGGUCUCUCACAUCUGCCGAUGGCGCGAUGGGCCAGCUCAUGGCUUGUUAUUGAUGAGCCGUGGCAUAGAGUUGACUCCGAGGGCGACGUAAUAUGGGACCGGCUGCUUCCGAGGAUGGGGUGCAGUGAUGAGGCACCUGGGUAUAAAGGAGGGAAGAUGACUGUGCUGGCUGAUCCUGGAUUCCAGACUUUUGGGGCUGUCGCAUCUGGAAAAGCAUUUGUCUAGUCGCCAUGUUCUCGACUUCGUUCCUCGUUCUUGCGUUGGCCGCAACAGGCCUAGGACAGGUCGUGGUACCAGAAGGGUAUCGCAAGGUGUACAUCACCUCGGCGGUCGACGCCAAGUUCGUUAUUGUACCAAAGGCACCGUUGCCGGCGAAGGCUGGUACUGGUGUUGUCGUUCAGAUCAGGAAUGACAAGCCUGAACAACAGUGGUAUCUCAAGGAUGGUACCGGUGUUAGGAUCCAAUUGGCCGAAACCAACCUCUGCCUGGAUGCCGGUGCAAAGAGUAACUGGAGAGAUAUGGGUACGCUCACCCUGAAGGAGUGCUCCGCUACCGAGCCGGCGCAGAAGUGGAACGUCAUGGCAGAUGGCCGCAUCGCGUUGGAGGACUCACCCCAGCCCCAACAAUGCGUCGAUCUGGUGUACAUGCGCGCUACUCCCAACAACGCUGUCGGCUUGUAUACCUGCGCGGGGCUCGGUAACACUGGCGCAAAGGAUAAGGGCAUCAACUGGCCGCUGGUCAACGCGACGGCUCCAUGAAGAGUGUCGACAGUUCUCUCUUUGUCAGGUAGGUUGAGGUGACAUACCUGUGCGAGUAAAGGCAGGUGGUUGAAAAUGUAAAGCAUAACCGGUAAAAUUUCUUUCAAAUACAGAGCAUCAAGGAUG